Cercospora beticola is the source of this 1404-nucleotide messenger RNA. RefSeq lists its product as uncharacterized. NCBI's taxonomy places the organism in Eukaryota, Fungi, Ascomycota, Dothideomycetes, Mycosphaerellales, Mycosphaerellaceae. The record is from RefSeq and is a predicted model, not a curated record.
AUGUUGGACUCCAAUAUUCGAGUUCCGCGCACAUCCAGAGCCAGCAAACUGCUUCCUCGUAUCACACGUCACAAGGCAAAUCCACUCAAACGCAUUCAAUACAGAUCACAAAACUCUUUCGCAAUGCAUAGUGACUACGCCUCCUCUCAGACUACUGACCGAUAUUCAGAAACCCAGCAAGAGCGACGCAGGCUUAUGAGAGAAGCGGGGCCAACGAUGCAAGGCCGAACAGAGACUCUGCCACGAGAGUCGCGAAAUCAGAUCAUAACUCGCGUAGGCCGAGAAUAUGCUGAUCUCACAGGAGAUGUCGUCACUUUCGAACAGAUCAACGAAGAUGAAAGUCGCAAGUUGAUGGGACUGCCAGCCAAGAACAUAACGCACGUAGAUUUGACAAGCUCAGAGCGUGCGCCACACAACUACGAUGUCUCGAAGCCUCGUGGCACUGACGCAACAGAUGCCGGAUCUCAUCGCCUAGACUCAGGACGAGGCUUGUACGCUACGCACUACGCUUCGCCACGAUCUGGUGGUCGGAGAGAGGUAGACGCCGACACCGUUGUGACGACGGCGACAAGAAGGCGGUCUCGUUCUCGCUCGCUUUCGCCUAGACAGGCGACUCGCGGGUAUAGAGUCAGAAACCAAGCACUGCCUCGAUCGCCCUCACCAAUACUGGAUUUCUCGAGGUAUCCUACAUACUACAUCGAAGAGCAUGCGGAUUCCGUGCGCCGGUCACCGCCAUCGUCACCGAGAAGUUACGACGCCAGAAUUCGUUCUCGUCCAUGGCCACCGGUGCCACAGCGGAGCGAUGGUUUCGAUGGCUUCAGGGAGGUUCAGUGGUCGCGCUGGACGCCAGUGAACAACACUGCUGCCUCGAGCAGGACGCGAGCGCAACAUACCGCACAACCUGCACCAAAGGUGACAGAGCCGGAUCCAUCAUCGCAGCUGCACAGCCGUCCGGACUCCUACACGCGUGCUGCAUUUGCGUAUCAGCAUGCCUUAACACGUAGUCCGAUAUCUGGGUCCUACAAUUACGACGCGGUCAGCGGUGAAAUCGCCAGAAAGGACCACGAAUCUCGUCGUCCGUACCAAAAGACAUCAUUCACUGCAGUCAAUAUGCAGCCGACGCGGACUGAGCAGGAUCAAUUCGCCCCUCCGCCUUCGCCGCCUCCUCCAACUGAGCAAGAGCACAUUAUCUCGCCAACUUCAGCAACUCUGGCUGAAAAAUAUAACAUCGCCGAAGCCAUAAAUCGUGCGGUUUCUAAUGACACAUGGUGGAAUCAGGAUGAAGAAGACGAGCGACAGGAGUCUGAGAUUCUGGCACCACGAAAAUCGAUUCACAGGCGGCUGGCGGAAGAGCGGGCUCUCAUUCGUGAGCGAUGGCGAAAGGAGGCGAUAGGGUCGGACUGA